This is a messenger RNA of Strongylocentrotus purpuratus (purple sea urchin), 4426 nucleotides long. Its product is annotated as adhesion G-protein coupled receptor G2. Gene Ontology annotation, cellular component: membrane. Lineage: Eukaryota; Metazoa; Echinodermata; Echinoidea; Camarodonta; Strongylocentrotidae. Gene Ontology annotation, biological process: G protein-coupled receptor signaling pathway; cell surface receptor signaling pathway. Gene Ontology annotation, molecular function: G protein-coupled receptor activity. The transcript has 12 exons. The record is from RefSeq and is a predicted model, not a curated record. The coding region runs from base 2101 to 4233 and encodes 710 amino acids.
ACUCCUGACGUGGUAUCUAUGGAGAGCAGAAGGUAUAUCUCAGCAAUGCAGGACUGGCUAAAAAAAAAGGGCCCGAGGGUGCAUACUUUUUUCUUAAACCAACUAUGUGGAGAUAGAUGUUAGAGGACGAGAAUGACACCCUCAACUAGGAAACGAAGUAGGAGGAAAGAAACACCGUUCUGUUGGUGUUGUGUGCUAAUGUAUGUUGAGCUAGGGAAGGAGAGGUAGUCGAAUGAGGAAGUACCACACUGUCAGGUAAAUGGCAGAUAUGUAGGGUGUGAAAACAUCAUGAUUUGUGAUGCCAAUUUGAAGAUCGGAAUCAGAUCGGGCUUCGGACUAUAAUUACAACCAAAUUGUAUAUCUUUGGAUUCAAGUGAGUUUUGUGAUACAGCACAGGUAAAAUACAGUUUAAUUAAGAAAUAAAAACAUGAUACUCACAGGUUAUAAGACAGAAAAUCUACUAAUUUAGAAAUGUUGACAAUCUUUUUCCCUUCUACAUGUUAAUUUAACAUUUUAGUUUUUAGAGUGUUCAAUAAAAAAUCUUCACGCUGGCUUUUUGUGAUUUUGAAAUAAUGUCUGAAAUGUUAAUCCCUUGGUUUAAACGUUUAAGUUCAUAAAUAUAUUCAUAAUGUAUGUAUCCACUAAAAGGAAAGAAAUAAAUUUGCCUAUCUAUUAUUAUUCCUCACUUGCUGCAAAGCUUAAUACUUGGAUUUUGAUAAGCAGAAUUUUAAAUUUCGUUAAUUAUAAUUUAAUGUUUUCUUUUUCUUUCUUAUUUUUCCCCAGCUAGAUGACCAUCUGAUCCCGUUUCUUUGUGCGUGUCAUUUUGUAAUAAAACCGAUUCCCUCCGAUAUAUUUUUUCUUAUAUUGGCAUAUAUCCAUAUGUUUGUCAUUCAUUGUUAAAAUAAAUUUAAUGUUUUGUUGUCCUUAUCUAUUCAACUCACCCUAUUUCCAUUGCAUCAAAAGCACACUGUUUCAUUUUCUAUUUUAGUUUUCCUGUUUGACUUAUACAAUAUGUUGUUUCUUAUGUAAUCAUAUUUCCACAUUCAUGCAAUAAAUGCUUCAGUUUUUUUAUUCGCUCACAAUUACAUUUUCACAUUUUAAAUGUCCUUCUUAUAUUAAUCAGUUCUUUAUUUUUCCAUGAUUGUUCUGUAAUUCACUGAGUACCUAUUUACCUCCAAACAUAGAUUAAUUCUUUUUCUACUUCUAUGUUCUUUAACUAGAUAUUUUUCUUUACCUACAGGAUGUGAUGUUCAUAGCCUGCGUUAAAGUAAAUUGAAAUUGAAAACCACAAUUAAUCUACAUAAUUUUUUUCCACUCUCUUUCGUACUCCAUUUCUGUCUAUCACAUCCAAAUCAUUUUCCCCCUCGUCAUACUUUACCAUGUUUACAUUGCUAUUUUGUUACAUUCCAUUCUUCAAAUAAUUUGCAAUGCACUCUUCUCAACAACACAAAUUACUUCCUUCAUCACUCUCUCCUCUGCGUCAUUCGUACUUAUUUACUUGUACCUUCAUUGCUGUCCUUAUUUAUUUCCCUCUGCUUCACUGUUCAUCUAUCAAAUUGCAAUUUGACACGUUUUUUCCCCCUUUUACUUUAUUGUUACAUAUUAUUUUUUUUUAGUUUCUUAACGGGUUCUUGUUAAAAGACAAUUGCUAGUCUCUUACGUAAUGCACAUUGUAAGAUUCAUCUUUGUCAGAUCGUGUAGAUCGUUGAAAUAUAUAAGAAAUAAUUCCGAAUAUACAUGUUUGUAUAUAAUGUAGAACACAUUAUUUUAGAAUAGCCAGAAUAUAUGAUUCCCCCCUUAUUUAUAAUAAUCGUUUGCAUAAAUAUGGUGAAAAUAAUCUCGAUAAAUGAUGUGUACACAAAUUACUAAAAGGGAUAAGACUUAAGACAUUAUUAUUAUAUUGAUAGAAUAAUUUACAUAUUGACAUAUGCUACGAUCAUUUUAUUGUUUGAUUCUUACGCAAAUUGUUCGUCAUUUCCACCAACCUAACAUGCAAUAGGUGCAGCAUGCUCUCCCCUCAUAUACGGUAACGCGUCUUUCCCGGAAGGCAGAGAAGGGGAUGUUGUGGAUUCCAGUGAGACGUGCCCAAUUUAUACCACUAUGGGCGGUACACCCAUUGGACGUGCAGAGUGUGCACAAGGCACAACAUUUGGAGAAUUGGCUUGGAAUAUCACCAUGUAUUUGAAUGACUGUGGGCCGUUAAGGGAAACAAAUGAAGUAGUCGACGAUAUUAUUGAGAAAGGAGUAACAAAUGAGACAGUGAUAGAAGUGCUAGAGGUCGUGGUGGUGGUCACAGACAUGGAUAUUGACGAGGAAGACAUUGUCAACAUAGCUAAUAUCAUCAGCAACAGUACAGCCCUACAAAGUGGCGAUCCAGGGAUCACUACUCUUACUGCAACCAUCAUCAGCAACUUCGCAGGGAAAGAUGAAGACGAGCUUACCACGGUGGAAGAGAAUACUGGAGCAAUCACUCAAAUCUUGGAGAGUUUUGAAGAACAGCUUAACAAUCUGGACAUAUCGGAUGGACAAAGUUAUACUGCAUUGGAGAUGAAUGUAGCUGUACAGGUGACCAGUGUCGAACCGGAUGACUUUUUAUCGGGGUUGACCGUAUCCGCUAGCAGCACCUCCUCCGAUCUAAGGCUGACUGACAUCACGCUCAACGCCGGAGACAGCCUAGUCCAGGGAGAGGUCCUCACAGGUACUCGUGUCAGUAUUCCCUCUGCCGUCCUGAACAGCCUCAGCAACGGAGAAGGUAGCGAGUCAGGGGUACGCGUGGCCCUCAGCGUUUUCAGGACACCGUCAUUGUUCUCUUCGCAGCGUAUCCGAGACACCAACGCCGGGCAGAGCAGUUUCAACCGGACCGUGAACUCACUGGUUAUGGGUUUGACGCUCGCGGGACGGAAGAUGACGACUUUGGCGGAGAACAUCAUAUUUAAGUAUAAACCUAUUCAGUCUGACUUUCAAAAUCCCGAAUGUGUGUUCUGGGACUUCGAGGACACACUUGAUUGGUCAGGGAGAGGAUGUCGUCAGAUUGCGUCAUCAGGAUCAGAAAUUACAUGCAGCUGUGAUCAUCUGACGAAUUUCGCGGUAUUGAUGGAUAUAUAUGCUGAACGUGUUGAGGCGUUACGGAUUAUUAGUAUCAUCGGUUGUGCCAUCUCCAUUGUGUGUUUAGUCAUUAUACUAAUCACCUAUCUAUCAAACAAAAACCUCCACGUCCACCAGUCGCAGAAGAUCUUCAUGUGUCUCUGCGGUACCCUCCUCGGUCUAUACCUCACCUUCCUCAUCAUGAGCGCAUUGGACCGUCAUCCCGACUACCCCGAGGUCACUCCCGUCCCUUGCGGCAUCCUCGCCGCUCUCGUUCACUUCUUCACCCUAUCCUCUAUGGCCUGGAUGGGCGUUGAGGGAAUCAACACCUAUCUCAUUGUCGUGCGCGUCUUCGAUGCUUACAUUCCUCGUUUCAUGCUCAAAGCCAGCAUCGUGGCAUGGGGAGUCAGUGGUCUAGUCGUCCUCUUGACCGGCAUGGCAUCCCAAGGAAACUAUGCAGCAACAGACUACUGUUUUCUUCAGAAGUGGCCAUCGGUCGGUGGACUCCUCAUCCCAAUAGCGAUCAUCCUCCUUGCCAACAUCGUCAUCUUCAGCUUGGUCGUUCGCCGCUUGAUCAAGUCGGCCAACGUCGCCUCUAAUAGCGACGCGGCCGGGACCAACCGCAAGGCAUCUAUCGAGCGAAUCAAGAACGCGGUCAGCGUCCUCCUUCUCCUCGGCUUGACCUGGGUCACGGGCUACCUGACCCUGAUUGACACCACAAGUCAGGUCACCCAAACUCUCUUCAUUGUCUUCAACUCUCUCCAAGGCUUCUACAUCUUCAUCCUCUACUGCGCGAGGAACCCAGUAGUGCGCGCGUACUGGGCCAAGGUGUGCGGUUGCGGGCAGGACUCUUCGAAAUCGAGCACCCGUGCGAACCAAGGAACGAGUCAGGGAAUCUCCUUGACCAAGACGAGGUCGACGUCGGAAAACGACCAUGAUUAUGAGAAUCCGUCCUUCGAUGAUAAUAAGGAAUAUACUGACCUUGAUUUCUCUCAGGGCAAGAAGGGCGGUGAUCCGACGAAGCCGACGUCCUCUGGUAAGGAAUAUACUGAUCUUGAUUUCUCUAAGAUCGAGAAGGGUGGUGAUCCAACGAAGUCCUUUGACGGUAAGGAAGAUGUUGGUCCGGCCUAUGAAGUUUGUAUCAUAUAGAAUGUCAAUCAAAUAGAUUUCAAGUCUUUUACAAAAAUCGAAUUACAUCAAGAUAUACACUUGAAAUAUUUAUUGAAGACAGUCAUGUAGAUUAUCAUAACAAAGAGAAUUACCUUAUAGAUUUAUUAAAAGUAUGUACAGUCAAACCUGUUUAUAGCAACUGCCAAAGGGAAACACAAAAAGUUGUCUUUCU